Achroia grisella is the source of this 4484-nucleotide messenger RNA. RefSeq lists its product as uncharacterized. Gene Ontology annotation, cellular component: membrane. Bases 157 to 3723 code for a protein of 1188 amino acids. Gene Ontology annotation, biological process: calcium ion import across plasma membrane. Gene Ontology annotation, molecular function: protein binding; calcium channel activity. The record is from RefSeq and is a predicted model, not a curated record. Lineage: Eukaryota; Metazoa; Arthropoda; Insecta; Lepidoptera; Pyralidae. The transcript is spliced from 25 exons.
GUGACCUAAAUAUCUUUGGUGAUAUGGAUAGAUGGAAAAAUGAAUUACACACUUAUAUUUUCAAAAUGCGUGGUGAUUUUUUGUGUACAGAAGACAUACCUAAUGGCAAAUACAUAACGAACGUUUGAAGUGUUUUAUUAUUAAGAUUCGAAUACCAUGGGUGGUGUGGUUGCUAAGUUGCGCUUGGGUGAAGGAGUGCAGGCCGCAGGUUCGGUUCUCGAUCGUGUCAUAUCACAGCCUCACACAGAAGAGCAUACAGUACUGUAUAAACUGGCAGAUUAUAAAAAAGGUGGUCUUCUUCUGGAGACUUAUGCUAAAGGAGGCAUGAUAGCAGCCGAGAAGUUGAUACGCGAGGAGUUCUCGGCAUACAUGUACGCAGGCGGAAGAGGUCGGGUCAUCAAUAGAGCUGAGUACCUCAGAUGGAAGUUCAGGGAUCAUGAACAGGUGGUGCUACCAAUAGAGGCGUCGCUUUCGCCCCACGACCCACUCGCGAAGUGGGAAGACCAUAUGGCCUGCUGGCAGAUGUGUUACCGGGGAGCACUCGGCGAGUCUCUCCUUCAUGUUCUAAUCAUAUGUGAUACUAAAAUCCACACUAGACUGGCAAGAACUUUGGUGAAAUGUUUUCCUAAAUUAUCGUCGGACGUCGUAGAAGGCGAAGAAUACUUGGGAGCAAGCUCAUUACAUUUGGCGAUAGCGUACAGCAACAACGAAUUAGUACAAGAUUUGGUAGAAGCUGGCGCCGACGUCAACCAGAGAGCAAUAGGCAGUUUCUUUCUACCUCGCGACCAACAAUGUGUGCCACCAGCCCGUGUUACUAACUACGAGGGUUUAGCUUACCUCGGUGAAUAUCCGUUGGCCUGGGCGGCAUGCUGUGCCAACGAGGCAGUCUACAACCUACUACUGGACUCCGGGGCCGAGCCUGACGCUCAGGACUCGUUUGGGAACAUGAUACUGCAUAUGGUUGUAGUUUGUGAUAAAUUGGAUAUGUUCGGAUACGCACUGCGUCAUCCUAAGGUUCCCGCGAGCAAUGGUCGGAUGAACUUAGCUGGGUUUACGCCCCUAACGUUGGCCUGCCAGUUGGGCCGAGCGUCGGUUUUCAGGGAGAUGCUGGAACUAUCAGCCAAAGAGUUCUGGAGAUACUCGAAUAUUACUUGCUCUGCGUACCCAUUGAACGCGCUCGAUACUUUGUUGCCAGAUGGGCGAACUAAUUGGAAUUCAGCUCUAUUUAUCAUUUUGAACGGGACAAAGCAGGAGCAUUUGAAUAUGUUAGACGGAGGCAUAAUACAGAGACUGUUAGAAGAGAAAUGGAAAACAUUCGCCAGGAAAAAGUUCCUCAAACGACUAAUGAUCCUGAUGCUGCACCUGUUACUUCUCUCUGUGUCGGUAUACCUCCGGCAUAGUAGUGCUGAAGCGGAUGCCCACCCCGAUUGGGGUCUGGUCGUUGGCGAUGCUCGCAGUGGACUCCGCCUCGCCAGUGAACUGGGCACCAUUCUCAGCACUUUGUGCUACAUCAUACUGCAACAAGGUGAUGAAAUCAAGAAUCAGGGUCUUGUAGCGUAUUUUAAGCAGUUGAUUCACGAACCAGCCAAGUUUAUCUUCCUAGCGUCGAAUCUGCUACUGUUGGCGUGCAUACCAGCUAGAUUGUCACGUCAGACGAUGACAGAGGAAGCCAUUCUGAUUUUUCUGUUACCCGGCUCCUGGUUUUUACUUAUGUUUUUUGCUGGAGCAGUGAAGCUGACCGGGCCCUUCGUGACAAUGAUAUACAGCAUGAUCACCGGCGACAUGUUCACCUUCGGCAUCAUAUAUUGCAUAGUACUGUUUGGAUUUUCGCAAUCUUUCUAUUUUUUGUACAGAGGGUUUCCCAACGUCCAAUCAACACUCUACUCUAGUUACCCGAGCACAUGGAUGGCACUCUUUCAAAUAACAUUGGGUGACUACAGCUAUACAGACUUGGGUCUGACCACGUACCCAAAUCUGGCGAAGACGGUGUUUGCUGUGUUCAUGGUGUUUGUACCCAUCCUACUGUUGAACAUGCUGAUCGCUAUGAUGGGCAACACGUACGCACACGUUAUAGAGCAGUCGGAAAAGGAGUGGGUUAAACAGUGGGCGAAAAUAGUAGUGUCGUUGGAGAGAUCGGUGGCACAGGACGACGCUCAUCGCUACCUUCAGGAGUAUUCAAUAGGUUUGGGUCCAUCAGACGACCCACGGUAUGAGCAGCGCGCUGUUAUGGUCAUCAAGAGUAAGGCGAAGACCAGAGCUAAGCAGCGGAAAGGAGCUCUGUCCAAUUGGAAGCGCGUCGGGAAAGUGACAAUAUCAGAGCUGAGACGUCGAGGUAUCAGCGGUGAAGAGUUACGCCGACUGAUGUGGGGCCGUGUCUCUAUAUCUACACCAACGAAGGCGCCAUUGCCGAGACGGGGUACCGCGCCCCCACCGGACUGCGUGGGGACCGCAGACAUGGGCCUGGCUGCCGAAGUAGGAAACGGAGUGGGUCCGGCAUUGUCGUCGGCCCUUAAUGUUAUGGCCUUCACACAUGACCUCGAACUCGCCACUACUGACACAGUUCAAAAGCAACCAACUCCGGAUCUUCUAGUGAAUGGAAAAACCGCCCCAAAACUACCUACCUCUGUUAUUCCUACCCCAACUCAGCAAUUGGCCUCCCCAAACCAAUUAUCUGUGCCUACACCUACUAUCCCACAGACUCCUGUAAAAUCCGUUCCAAGUAAAGCUAAUUUGGAAGUACAAGGUCUAAACUUUCAAAAGCCUGUAUUGGAUCCAACAAGUGUAUCAGUUUCUAGUAUACAGAAGAGUCCAAUGUUGGCAACACAAACGGGAUCGAUUGGUAUUGUACAAAAUGUGACACCUAUGUUGCCGAAACCUAAAGAAAUUCCAAAGCCUGUGGAAGAAGAAGUGUAUCCAGAUUACUUCUUUGAUCUUGUGAAAAUGUCAGAAACAACCGAACCAGGUGCUACUUUGCUGAAGAGACUUGCUGAACGGGCUGCCGACCUGAGCGGCGUGCCAGAGAUAGACCUCAGUGUUACCACGGCAGCGAAGUCUGCCAGGAAGAUGGUAGCUGGAGCAGUGUCGGGAUUGUUCGGUGUGGCUGCAGAUGCUCCUGCAGCGGACUCUGGAUGGCGUCGCGAACGGCAGGAACACAGCGACAGUGACCCCAUAUCCGAAUCUGUAUUGCUGGGGAGAGCUUCGAGGGCACGUCGCGCUCGCUCCGCAUCCCGCCGCGCCGCGCCCCCACCCCCUCACCUGUACGUGCCUGCUAGAUCUAUGUACUUGGUGGCAUCUGAGAGCAGCGCUGUAGAAAGCGACGCACCUUGGGAUGAUCCACCUAGUUCAGGAAAUAGCUCGGCUCUAGGAAACAGAAGAGACGAAUCAGCCAGAAUAAAAGCAGCUCGGCCACUUUGCAUUCAGCAUGCCACUGGGCAGGUGCCAGUGGAGCAUUCAUUGUUUAUAGUGGGUGCAGGUAGUGGGGCUGAGGUAGAGAGUGCAGCACCUGUAUCUACUAAUAUUAAACACGAGAAAAAGAAAAUACGCCCAAAAACAGCUAGACCUAGAAGAAAUAGGGUGUCGCCUGUGCCAGAAACAGGCAGACCAUUGGAGCCAUGGGCGACUGCGCCUCUUUCACGAAUAUCUCGACUCUUACGGUCUAGUAGCGUCUCGUCUACUUCACUUGCAUCACAGACCUCGAACGAAGUCUCCCCAAGAAGAUAUUAAAUUUAAAUAGGCGUAUACUGAAAUUGAUGCCUACUGUUGCCUUUUUUCAUUGCCAAGGAAUUUAUCCUCAGCUCUAGAGAACCUAAGUGGUCUCGGACAGUACUGUUUCAGAGGAUUUUCCCCCCGCGUACACUUAGAUCGUGGAAUGAUAUAUGCAGAGGUUUUCUCACGAGACUAUGUAGCAUGUUUUCAAGAAUAUAUUACAUUUACCAUCAGAUGGACCGUGUGCUUGUUUGCCACCAUAGUGGUAUAAAGGAUAUUUACGUUAAAGUAAUAUUGAAAUGACAUUUUUUUUAAAGUUACCAUCGAGACAGACACGUGUCAUUUAAAAAGUUUGAAUACAAUGAAUGAAUGAAUGAAAUUUCAAUUUAAAUACGGUUGAUUCAUAAACAUGUUAACAUACCUAAUUGCAAAUUAAACUACAUAUUUAUUCAAUAAACCUUUGAAUAAUGCUAUAGUAGCUUAUCAUUGCAGCAUUAUUCGAUCGUGGAAAGUCAAACAUCUUUGUAAAUAUAGUAUACCUCGCUGAAGACGCCACAUCGCAGAUAAGCCCCACUAACCAAGGGUCAUGUUAUCACGUGUUUAUUAAUCAAAGCAACUAUUACGCAAUAUCCAUAAUAUUAAAGAGUAAGAACCCAGAUACGAUUGUUAUUAUAGAGAAAUACUUACUGUCCAUAACAAAUACUUAUUUCUGCCGGCUCGUACACAGGAAUCGUCUUUGUUUACAGUUACGUUUUGUAUAUAGUUUAGAAUCGUAGGAA